UUCAAAGGAGUCGUUUUCUUCGGUCACCCUUUUCAACCAUUUUUCAUGACGGUCUAUUCCAUCCUUCUUCUCAAAACAGAAUAUCUCUCUAAUCCAAUUCUUCAUCUUUGGUUCUCACCUCCAGCAGAAAAGGAUGUUUGGCUUUGUGACGUUUAUUGAUCCACAAACUGUUAAAACCAUUUUAGACAAAGGGAAUUCCCAUUAUGUUAGUGAGUCUCGGGUGCUUGUUAAACCUUACCGGGAGAAGUCAAAGAUUAUUGAAAGGAAGUAUGCUGAUAGAAUUCAGCACUCUGUGUUACUCACCUCACCACAUAGACAUAGAUUUUGAAAUGAACUCAAUUCCAAGAAGUUGUGGGGAUGUUAGAUCUCUUAGGAGACAACUGAUGGAAGAGCAGGAGCAAGCGCUAGAACUAAUAGAAAUGCAAAGGAGACGCGUUGCAGUUUGCCCAAAAUUCUCUGUCUAUUUCACUCCAUUUUUGCUUCUCCACAAAUGGAAUGAGAACUUCAGAAGAUCAUUUCAAUUUCAACUUUCAUCUUCAAGAAUCUUUCAAAAACACACACAGAAAGAAAUAUAGAGUUUAAAUAGCUCAAGGCUAAAGGCAUCAACUUUCUUUUAAUACACUAUACAGCACCAAGUAGCUUUGAAAUUUAGUCAAAGUCUCUGGCUUUUAAGGUGAAGAUAGUAGCAGGAGGAUUAUAAAUUAUUAGCAGGACUAUAUAUUAUAUUAUGCAUGGUUUUCAACCAUAUUGUAUCCUUGUCUAGACUCUGGCCAACUAGACGCUGCCCAUGAUGCAGUUCAACAACUUUGGCAUUUAACGAGAAUAAGGGAUUAGGGUUUAUUCUCUUUAGGACUAAUUUGACAAAAAUUUCUAAAUAUAUCUUGUCAUCAGCUAUUCUGCACCAACCUGUCAUGCUGAUAUGACACACUAAUGGCUACACAAGAAGAUUUAACGUUGUUACUGACGGAAUGAA
This is a messenger RNA of Arachis duranensis, 973 nucleotides long. RefSeq lists its product as uncharacterized. The record is from RefSeq and is a predicted model, not a curated record. NCBI's taxonomy places the organism in Eukaryota, Viridiplantae, Streptophyta, Magnoliopsida, Fabales, Fabaceae. The transcript has 4 exons. The coding region runs from base 204 to 575 and encodes 123 amino acids.